Thyridium curvatum is the source of this 4440-nucleotide messenger RNA. RefSeq lists its product as uncharacterized. Gene Ontology annotation, biological process: phosphorelay signal transduction system; regulation of DNA-templated transcription; detection of visible light. Bases 1 to 4440 code for a protein of 1479 amino acids. Gene Ontology annotation, molecular function: phosphorelay sensor kinase activity; protein binding. The transcript is spliced from 2 exons. Lineage: Eukaryota; Fungi; Ascomycota; Sordariomycetes; Thyridiales; Thyridiaceae. The record is from RefSeq and is a predicted model, not a curated record.
AUGGAGACGAGUCAAGAGCAGUCGGAGCAGUCCCCGCACCCUUCGAGGCCACCGCCCCGGGACCGCUCCCAAGAUGUCUCGACCACUUCUGCAGGCUCCGACUCGGUCGACAGCCAGGCGACGCCGACCCCUACGCAGAGCCACCCGACACGACUCCCCGACUUCGAUGGCCCACCUCCCACCUCCACCAUACCGCCAAGCAUACCCUCGUCAUGGAGCGCAAGUUCGGACCGCCAGCUGGGCCACGGCCAAGGGACCAGCAGUAGCCAGCAGGACUACUCUGAUCGUGUCUUCCCCAUCCGGUCCGCCAUCAGCGUCGAUUCGACCAGCGGGCGCCAGUCUAUUGAACUGGAUUAUUUUCGUCAGACCUCUGACAGUAGCAGGACACCUAUGGGAACUGCGACGAGGAUCGACACAGAGUUGGCCGCCACUCGCGCCUCGAGUAUAAGUGUCAAUACCGAGCCCGCCCACCAGACAUCCAUCACAUCUCCCAUCACCUCGCCCGUGGGGCCGAGUGCACAGUCGAGGCGGCGUCGAGGCCAUACGAUGGGCGGUGCCAUGUCGAGUGUACAGGCCGACGCAGAGCGCCACGGCACCGUCCCUCCUAUAUCCAUCGAACCCGAACCGGCCUCGGACGACGAAAGGUCACAAGCAACCGGCGAAUCAUACGAGGAGAGGAGCAUAGGGUCUCUAGGUGGCGCCUCGGCCGAAUCCAUACCUGAUGCCCUCAUGGCCGCCCGGUUCCAGCACGUUGUUACUGAUGAGGGUCACGCCGUCAUCACGGGGCGGGAGGGGACACUACAGCGGUGCGAGGACGAGCCAAUCCACACGCCUGGCGCCGUGCAGGGGUUCGGACUCUUGCUCGCCAUUCGAGAGGAGCAAGAUGGUCGUUUUGCGGUGCGCUACACCAGCGAGAACUCGAGGCGUAUCAUUGGCUAUACUCCUCAGCAGCUGUUCAAGCUUGAUAACUUCCUGGACAUCUUCUCUGACGAGCAGGCCGACAACCUCUUGGACCACAUCGACUUCAUCAGGGACGAAGACGCCGACCCGGCUGUGAACGGGCCGGAGGUCUUCAGCGUCACUGUCCGCCCGCCCAAGUCCCGAUCCAACAAGUUGUGGUGUGCCAUGCACAUCAACGCAGCCCACCCUGACCUGGUCAUCUGCGAGUUCGAACUGGACGACGAUUUGGACUUUCCCCUGAGACCGUCCGACGAGCUGACGCCCGACAUCCCCGAAGACACUCUGCAAUCGAAUCCCACCUUGGAGGAGUUGACGGAGAGUACAGAGAUUCUGAGCAAGCCGUUGCGGGUGCUCAGAAGCGCACGCAAGCGUCGAGGUGAGGCAGGCGCGAUGCAGGUCUUCGACAUCAUGUCUCAGGUGCAAGAGCAGCUGGCCUCGGCAUCGAACCUGGAGAGCUUCCUCAAGAUCCUCGUUGGUAUUGUCAAGGAGUUGACCGGAUUCCACCGCGUCAUGAUUUACCAGUUCGAUUCGUCGUUCAACGGAAAGGUUGUGACGGAGCUGGUCGAUCCGGUGCAGACGAGGGAUCUCUACAAGGGCCUCCAUUUUCCCGCCUCUGACAUCCCCAGGCAGGCACGGGAGCUGUACAAGAUCAACCGGGUGCGUCUGCUCUAUGACCGAGACCAUGAGACUGCGCGGAUGGUGUGUCGCUCGACGGAGGACCUGGAAGUCCCACUCGACAUGACCCACAGCUACCUCCGCGCCAUGUCUCCGAUCCAUCUCAAGUACCUUGCCAACAUGGCCGUGCGGUCGUCCAUGUCCAUAUCUAUCAAUGCGUUUGGCGAGCUGUGGGGGCUGAUCGCCUGCCAUUCAUACGGACACAAGGGCAUGCGGGUGUCGUUUCCCAUCCGCAAGAUGUGUCGGCUGGUCGGAGACACCGUCUCCAGGAACAUCGAGCGCCUCUCGUACGCUUCGAGGCUCCAAGCGCGGAAACUGAUCAACACAGCACCGACCGACAAGAACCCAUCUGGCUACAUCAUUGCGUCGUCAGACGACCUCCUCAAGCUGUUUGAUGCUGACUUUGGCAUGCUGUCCAUCCGGGGCGAGACCAAGAUCAUGGGCAAGAUCGAGCAGUCACAAGAAGCGUUGGCUAUGCUGGAAUACCUGCGGCUGCGCAAGUUCACGUCGGUGGUCACCUCGCAAGACGUCAAGCAGGACUUUCCGGACCUGCGCUACCCGCCGGGAUUUUCUGUCAUUGCUGGUCUGCUCUAUGUCCCUCUCAGCGUCGGCGGCCACGACUUCAUCGUGUUUUUCCGCAAGGGUCAGAUUAGGGAGGUGAAAUGGGCCGGAAACCCGUACGAGAAGUUCAUCAAGGAGGGCACGGCCGCGUACCUUGAGCCGCGCAAGAGCUUCAGGACGUGGCACGAGACUGUCCUCGGCAAGUGCAGAGAGUGGUCGGAGGAGCAGGUCGAGACGGCAGCGGUGCUCUGUCUCGUCUACGGCAAAUUCAUCGAGGUCUGGAGACAAAAAGAGGCAGCGCUACAAAACAGCAGAUUCACCCGGCUUCUGCUGGCCAACUCUGCCCACGAAGUCCGCACGCCGCUCAACGCCAUUAUCAACUACCUCGAGAUCGCUCUCGAGGGCACGCUCGACCAGGAAAUCAGAGACAACCUCGCCAGGUCUCACUCUGCAUCCAAGUCUCUUAUCUACGUCAUCAACGACCUGCUGGAUCUCACCAAGGCCGAGGAAGGCCAGGAGCUGGUCAAGGAUGAGAUCUUCGAUUUCCCUGCUUGCAUUCGCGAGGCGACGGAACCCUUCCAGAACGACGCCAGGCGCAAGAACAUCAAUUACGAAGUCGUUGAGCACCCCGGGCUUCCCAGACAUGUCAUCGGCGACCAGCGGCGCGUGCGACAGGCCGUGGCGAAUGUGACUGCGAAUGCCGUACAGAGCACCUCUAAGGGCAUGGUCAAGAUCGAGCUCUACGCGGCGGAAGUGCAGGACUGCCACGCCAGGAUAGAGAUUGUUGUACAGGACACCGGGGCGGGCAUGAGCAGUUCGCACCUGGACAAUCUGUUCCAGGACCUGGAGCAAGUGACGACCGACUUUGACGAGUCCAGGAAUCUCGACGAGACGGAAGGCAAACCCCAGAACACUCGCACUCUGGGGCUGGGGCUGGCAGUGGUGGCCAGGAUUGUGCGAAACAUGGACGGCCAGCUGCGUCUCAAGUCAGAGGAGGGCGUAGGCUCGAGGUUUGUCAUUCAGCUGCCAUUUGACCUGCCACCGAACAACUCGCCGGAAGCAGUCGAAGGGAGCUCCAGCGUCCCAGCAGCUCCAGCGUCCGUUUCAAACUUCUCAGUCCCGAGCGACGUUAGCCGUCGUCAUGAAGGAGAGGUAUUGCUCGUCGAUCGCGGCAGCACUUCCAACCCCAAUCUUGCGUCCAUCAGCCAGAAGAAGAGCAUGGAGGACAUCAAGAGCCUUUCCAGUCAGCGGACUGGCACGAGCAAGAGCAGCGUCACGAGCAACAAGAGCGAUGCCGAACGCCUCAUCGACGCCAUUCAGACACCCUUGUUCGGUGGGCAGGAAGGCCAGAGCCCACCCCUCCACAGAAAGACCUCCAGUGGCCCUUUCUUCACGACUCCCUCUUGGGAGACUGAUGAUGGUGGCUCGGUCAACAACCAGCAGUCCCGUACCGCGCGCCCCAGCGGGCCUUCGCGCUCCGUGUCCAUGGCCGGGAAAGAAGUGCAGAUUUCCGGCGAAGCGCCACCAGGGGAGGUGCACAUCAAGGACACAAAGACACCGAUCAAACCCGUCAGGAUUCCAGACAACUAUAAGGACCUGCCGGAACGACCGCAGCCGAACCCCAGCUCCGGGGUCCUGUUCGAGAUCUCGGACGUCACGGACCACGCGGCGGCCAAGGAGCAGAAGCAGCCCGAGGUGGCGACGGGCCCGCUCAGGCUGCGCGUGCUGGUGGCCGAGGACGACCCGAUCAACUUCAAGAUCCUGAGCAAGCGGCUGCAGAAGGCCGGGCACGAGGUGAUACACGCGGUCAACGGGGAGGACUGCGCGCAGCUGUACAAGGAGAAGCCGAGCACGUUUGACGUGGUGCUGAUGGACAUGCAGAUGCCCAUCGUGGACGGUCUUACUAGCACCAAGAUGAUCCGGGAGAUUGAGCGGCGGUCGUCGGAGGAGGAGGGGUGCGGCGGCGGGCAGCUGUCGGCGCUGGCGCGGCCGCACGGCCACGUGCCCAUCUUUGCCGUGUCGGCGUCGCUGGUGGAGCGCGAGAAGGACACGUACGUGGGCGCCGGGUUCGACGGGUGGAUCCUCAAGCCCAUCGACUUCAAGAGGCUGGAGGUGCUGCUGUCGGGCAUCCGGGACGGCGGGGUGCGGGACGGCUGCGCGUACAGGGCCGGGCAGUGGGAGCAGGGCGGGUGGUUCAGUAAGGCGGGCGAGGGCGAGGGCGAGGGCGGCGGGGCGAAGGGGUGA